GACUUCGGAAGUCUCUUAAGAUACGAUUUCACCUUACUUUAUACGCCAUGUACGGUAAGCUGAUUAUCCUACUCGCUGUUGCGAGCUCCUUAUCGGCCCAGUCGAAUUCUACCGUUUCACCGAACAUUGUGACGACGGUUUCUACCGUCGCCGCAACAAUGAUCUAUACCAACAGUUCGUCAAUGAUCGAAGGUACAACCGCAUCAACGACAAAUGCUAGGACUGCAGCCCAAAAUACGAAACAGUCUGUUGCCAACGGAACCAGGCCCCCGGGGCAAACUGAACGUUAUAGAUAUACAAGACGUCCAUCUGGAAGACCUCCAACCCCUCCAGAUCGUGUCCAAUUUCCAGGAUCGAAAAUGAUGUCCGACUUCAUGAAUACCUUAACCACACUUUUAGAACCGCCAGUCUCCAGCAAUAACGUUAAACGCCAUUCUAGAAAUACCGUGUCUUUCAACUACUCGGAUAGUGUUAAUAUAACCGAUACGUCUUACUUUUUUAACGGUCCAAGUCUACCAGGUUUCUUCGGCGUCCCUGACUUAAGGUACUUCCAGAUGCCUAGUGUGAACGAAAUGGUGCCAUCGUUGCCUCAAAUUUCGAAUCCCCAGAAUCUCCAUAUUCCCAGAAUCCCAGAUUUUCCCAAUCCUCCGGAAGUCUUCGGGAUGCGAGAUGCUACCAUAGAGGCGAGGCAAAGGCUAACGGCGAAAAUCAGCCCUAGACAAGAUCUGGCCAGCGGUAUCCAAAACGCCAUUCGGAAUGGACUCAGCAGUUCGAAUCCGACCGAAGCUAUGAGGGGGCUCAUCUCCACAAUUUUGGAUACCUAUUUGGCCGUCGCCCGAAACUGUCCUUUCCUCAUCGCCGGUGGAUAUCUUAUGCGCGAGGGACUGUGGCUCAGUUCCGUCGUCCUGAGGACCAUGGCGAACAUGGCGAGACAAGUCUGAAACGACUCUUAAAUUCUGUUAUUGAUUACUUACUGCACUUGCACUUGGUAGAUAGCAUUGUUAGAUGAUUGUAAUUGUUUUACGAACGAGUAUCAUGAGUGAGAAAAUAAAUAUACUGCACCUCUAA
This is a messenger RNA of Neodiprion fabricii, 1068 nucleotides long. RefSeq lists its product as uncharacterized. The coding region runs from base 48 to 941 and encodes 297 amino acids. The record is from RefSeq and is a predicted model, not a curated record. The transcript has 2 exons. NCBI's taxonomy places the organism in Eukaryota, Metazoa, Arthropoda, Insecta, Hymenoptera, Diprionidae.